GUCGUAUGUAGAUCAUCGGGACAGCGCCGAUUUUUUGCUUUUUUUUAGUGCAGUCGCUCAUUGGGCACUGCGGUGAAAAAUUGGCGGCGUCCUUUUUGGAAGCUUAUGCAUGAUAUGUGACCAAUUAAUUCGAGAUCAUAACCGAAUAACCCAAAAAAUAUUCCCAGGUAUCAUCAUGCUGCAUGCGCCUUGAUAGGUCCGAUAAGUUUCUUACAGGGGCACACAAUGCACCUUUAUAUCAAACUGUUUCAUUAGUUUGUUAGUUUUCUUUCAAUUUUCUCAUCAACCCUGGUUGCAAUCAAAAACCGUAACCAAAGAAAUUGUCAAGAGUCGCAUAAUCUAUUGCGCAGAAUUCAUUGAUAUUCAUAUGAAACGAUCUAGGACUUGGUCGCAAAAAAGUGCGUAUGCCAAUUGUUACCAGGCCUACCAAGCGUGCAAACACAGCAUCUAUAAUGGGCGCUAUCUCCGGUGCAUUUUUGAUUGCAGUCGGCGUGAAAAAAACCAAGACCGGCAAAGAAGAGAAAAGCCGAAUGAUAUAUCAGCUCAAGGGACUGUAACAGGUCAUUACGUUGGUUUUUUAAAGUGACUCUCGAUGAAAUGGAUAAGCACACUACAUAGAAAGAUCAUAUAUAGUCAUGGAUAAUGCACCUAUUCACACUCAUAAAGACAUAAAGAAAUAUAUUGAGUAUCGAGGAUAUAAAUGUGUGUAUCUUCCUACUUGUUCU
This is a messenger RNA of Radiomyces spectabilis, 725 nucleotides long. RefSeq lists its product as uncharacterized. The record is from RefSeq and is a predicted model, not a curated record. NCBI's taxonomy places the organism in Eukaryota, Fungi, Mucoromycota, Mucoromycetes, Mucorales, Radiomycetaceae. The transcript has a single exon. Bases 368 to 586 code for a protein of 72 amino acids.